Amyelois transitella is the source of this 2676-nucleotide messenger RNA. RefSeq lists its product as uncharacterized. The transcript is spliced from 2 exons. The record is from RefSeq and is a predicted model, not a curated record. Gene Ontology annotation, molecular function: nucleic acid binding. NCBI's taxonomy places the organism in Eukaryota, Metazoa, Arthropoda, Insecta, Lepidoptera, Pyralidae. Gene Ontology annotation, biological process: DNA integration. The coding region runs from base 1 to 2676 and encodes 891 amino acids.
AUGUAUCGACAAAUAAAGAUCGCUCCAGAGGAUACUAGAUAUCAGUGUAUUUUUUGGCGAGAUGAUGCUAAUGAAAAUAUAAAAGAAUAUAAACUUCAACGUCUGACUUUCGGGACAUCUUCAGCACCAUACAUAGCUGUAAAAACCUUAAUGCAAUUGGCUCAAGAUGAUGGUAAAGCAUUUCCACAUGCUGCUGAAAGAUUAAAAACUGAUUACUAUAUGGAUGAUCUUUUGACUGGAUGUCAAAGCGAAAGUCAAGCGUUAAAAAUAUAUCAUGAAAUGAAUGAAUUACUACAGAUGGGUGGCUUUGAACUGCAAAAAUGGAACAGUAACAAUGAAUUCAUGUUAAACAUCAUAAAGGAAGGGAAUGGUGAUUCUGAAAGGGAAAGGGCACUAGAUUUCAAGCAGAAUUCCGUAUCUAAAAUGCUUGGACUUACCUGGGAUCGGGGUUCUGAUGAAUUUUUGUAUGCUGUUAAGCUUCCAUCAAUUUCUACUCCUAUAACUAAAAGAAAGGUUGUUUCGGAUAUAGCUAAAUUAUAUGAUCCGCUAGGAUGGAUUGCUCCAAGUUUAAUUACUGCUAAAGUUUUUAUUCAGAAAUUAUGGCUCUCGGGAUUAGGAUGGGAUGAACAAUUAAAUGAAGAAUUGUUACAAGAAUGGCUUGUUUACCGGGAAAAUUUGAACAAACUUACCUCGUUCCGUUUACCACGGUGGCUUAAACAAACUGAAAGUGACCGUAUAACCGAACUCCAUGGUUUUAGCGAUGCUUCGAACAUAGCCUAUGCUGCAGUAGCAUAUUUGCGCGUUGUCGAUUCGGAGAAUCGAGUACAUGUAAGUUUAAUAGCAGCUAAAACAAAGGUGGCUCCGGUGAAACAGAUUUCUAUACCCCGGCUAGAGCUAUGUGGAGCGGUGUUGCUAGCGAAGCUCUUGAGUGAAAUUUUGAGUGUUUUGAAUGUUCCUAAACACAAUGUUCAUGCUUGGACUGACUCUCAGGUAGUAUUGGCUUGGCUAAGCCAUCACCCAAGCAAAUGGAAGACUUAUAUAGGAAACAGAGUAUCAGAAAUAAUUUCGUUACUAGAUCGUAACCAAUGGUCGUAUGUACAAUCGCAAGACAAUCCGGCAGACUGUGCUUCACGAGGAGUAAGUCCAUGCAAGAUAGCCCAUAAUCAAUUGUGGUUCAAUGGUCCCGAAUGGUUACAAAAAGAAGAAAUUCACUACAGUAAUCCUAAAAUAUUAAAUACAAAUUUAGAAGAAAAAACCAUACAAGUACACACUGGUUGCUUAGAAGAAAAGGAAGAUGAAAUAUGGGCAAAAUUUUCAUCACUCAACAAAUUACUACGCGUUAUUGCCUAUUGCAGACGUUUUAAGAAAAGAAUAAACAAUAGACAUGGGUAUUUGAGUACAGAGGAACUUAAGGAGGCAUUGGAAAUUGUGAUUAAAAGAGUACAAGGUCAAGGUUUUGAAACAGAAAUAAAAAGUAUUCAAAUGGGAAAAGAGUUAAACACAAAAAGUAAACUGGCGUCUUUAAGUCCAUUUAUUGAUGAAAAUGGAAUACUACGUGUUGGAGGGCGCUUGGAACGAGCCAAUAUUCAUCCAGAACAGAAACAUCCAAUCUUAAUUCCUAAGAUAUCAUUCCUUACCGAACUUCUUAUUGCCGAUGCGCAUACUAGAACUUUACAUGGAGGUCCACAAGUAAUAUACUCAGCUACCAGUCAUAAUCCUCUAAUGGGUCAGCUUCCAUCUUCUAGAGUAACAGUAAAUAAACCGUUUAGCUGUAGCGGUGUUGAUUAUGCUGGACCAAUCAAUUUAAGAGUGUCAAAGGGUAGAGGACAUCGAUCUUACAAGGGGUACAUUUGCCUAUUCGUUUGUAUGUCUACUCGUGCUGUCCACAUAGAAGCAGUUACUGACUUAACAGCGCAAGGUUUUCUAGCAGCUUUUAAACGUUUCACAGCUCGGAGAGGGCACUGUAGUAAUAUUUACAGUGAUAAUGGCACCAAUUUUGUAGGAUCAGCGCGAGAAUUGAAUAAACUUUUCAACCAAGAAAGAUCUACAAUUUUACCAGAAAUUAACAACAUAUUAGCCAACAAUGGUACCCAAUGGCAUUUUAUUCCCCCUCGUGCACCAAACUUUGGUGGUUUGUGGGAGGCAGCUGUAAAAUCUACAAAAUUUCACAUGAAGAGAGUCAUAGGAGAAUCAACUUUAACUUAUGAAGAAAUAAGUACAUUACUGGCGCAGAUAGAAGCGUGUCUCAAUUCGCGGCCUAUAGCGUAUACUGAGACCGAGGAUGAUUUUAUGCCAUUAACACCAGGACAUUUUCUUGUAGGCGAGCCAUUACUAGUGGCACCCGAUCGUAACUAUGAACAAUCAACUGUGAGCACAUUACGAAGGUGGCAAUAUUGCCAGCGUAUGUUACAGGAUUUCUGGCGGAAAUGGUCCAAUGAUUAUUUAACUCGGUUUUUACAUCGUUAUAAAUGGUCGCGUCAGGUACCUGAGCCCCGUAUAGGAGAUGUGGUAUUAGUAAAAGAGGACGAUCUGCCACCUGCUAGAUGGAUGUUAGGGCGAAUUGUUGAGAAACAUCCUGGUAUGGACAAUAUUACCCGCGUCGUAACCUUACGUUGUAAAAACUCCUUACUAAAACGUCCUGUAUCAAAGUUAUGUAUACUACCUGUAAAUAAUUAA